GCCUAUAAAUACGAUUCAGUUUCGAAUUUGCCUUCUCGUCUUUCUGUCUCUCAUUUCUUAACCCUCUCUCGGAAACUCAACGUUAGCGAGACACGCGAGGCGAUUCGUAGCUCCGAAAAAAAUAGUCGGAUCACACCUUGGAUUCCCGUACCGAAUCGGCGACCGAGACGCCUCUCUCCGUGGAUUGAAAAUAGAGAGAUUGCAUCUUCUUGGAUAUGGGGAGCCUCAUUCUUGGAGGAGACUGAAUUUCCUUUCUGGCAACCAGACCUUGGAGUUAUGACAAUUCUUGGUGUUCAAGAAUUUACUAGUAAGAUAACGAGAGAUUGCUAAGAAAAAAAUGAACUAAAUUAUGAUUGGAGAAAAGCCUCUCAAGUCCUUUUACAUAAGGUUUAAGAUUUGGCGAGUUCAGUUCUCGAUGGAGACUCAGUGCAGAGUUGCCAAUCGAGGUUGGGGCGUCUAUUGGUCCAGUAUAGUGGAUUUGGUUCCAAGACUUCAAGGAAUCAAGUGAUCAUGCGAUGCUAUUGGUUACUAUUCACAGCUGGAGGCUUGGGAGUCCCAAUAUAUUGGACUCUUAUAGAUCUACUUGUUUUGAUGAAUCAUUCUCUUGGAGUAUUGCUGAUUGGAGCUGUUCAACCUUACUUGGAUUAUGUUGUUGCUGAUUCCCAUUGGUCUGCAGCUGUAUGGAAGAAAGCAACAGUAUCAUGCGGUGUUUGCCUGGCAUGAUCGGAUGACUGAAAAUGUCUUUCUAAGUUUUAGAAUGAUUCUUAAACUUGUUCCCAUAUGCAGGUGCUUUAGGCUUAUUGCCAGCUUCUAGAUAGUUCAUUGUUUCAUCCACAGUAUCAAAUGGGGGAAGUGGCUAUGGCGAUUAAGCAUUCUGAGUCUCAACAAUAUUUGGAAGACAUGCAACACAUAACCUGCAAAAGCACCAAAACAGAGGCUAUUCACUCUGAACAGUCAGAUCAAGAGUGCAUGCUUGCUGAAGAAUCAACCGGUACUACAAAAACAGCUGAAGUAUUGGAGGAAGGAUUUAUGCAAUAUGGAUGUUCGCAUUAUCGACGAAGGUGCCACAUUAAAGCUCCUUGUUGCAAUGAGAUAUUCGAUUGUCGCCACUGUCAUAAUGAGGCAAAGAAUAACAUUAAUGUCGAUCCAAAGCAUAGACAUGACAUUCCACGCCAUCAAGUGAGACAGGUGACAUGUUCAAUAUGUGACACUGAACAAGAGGUUCGGCAAGUAUGCAUUAAUUGUGGUGUAUGUAUGGGAAAAUACUUCUGCGAGACUUGCAAGUUGUUUGAUGACGAUACAUCUAAGAAACAGUAUCAUUGCAAUGGCUGCGGCAUUUGCAGAAUAGGAGGCCGCGAGAAUUUCUUCCACUGCUACAAGUGUGGUUGUUGCUACUCUAUUCUCUUGAAGAACAGCCACCCUUGUGUGGAAGGAGCUAUGCAUCAUGACUGCCCUGUUUGCUUCGAGUAUCUGUUUGAUUCAAGAAACGAUGUGACUGUUCUGCCAUGCGGACACACUAUUCACAAAAACUGCUUGAAGGAGAUGCGGGAUCAUCUUCAAUAUGCUUGCCCUCUCUGCUCCAAGUCUGUUUGUGAUAUGUCCAAGGUAUGGGAGAAAUUUGACAUGGAGAUUGCAGUUACACCAAUGCCAGAACCUUAUCAAAAUAAAUUGGUUUGGAUACUUUGCAAUGACUGCGGGAAAACAUCAAAAGUGCAGUACCAUGUCGUGGCCCAGAAAUGCUUGAACUGCAAAUCCUACAACACUCGCCAAACAAGAGGCUGAGCAACUGACAGUGGCUAGAAUGGAUUGGCAAAAUCAAUCACAGCUACAACUGUGCUAAAAUUGGAUGCAUCCGUAAUUGGGGGUUUCCUCGACCAUUUCAAUUACCCAAGCAACAUCAUCGGUAAAACGGAAUUGUUAUCCACCCUUCUUGCUCCUGCAACAGCUUUUUCUCUGCCAAGAGAUCUGUCACGAUCCAACCUACCCUGCAGCCUGGUCUUUGCCAGGAGAUCAUCUGUCAUGAUCCACUUGCGUUCUCUUCUAUUUGUUAUGUUGUUUUUUUUUUUCCUGGUAUCCUUGUGGCCUUGCACUUGCAGAACUUCACCAAUGGUGGUAAUGAAGGAAAAGUUGUUUUUUCUCUUA
Messenger RNA from Alnus glutinosa, 2142 nucleotides. Its product is annotated as probable E3 ubiquitin-protein ligase RZFP34. The transcript has 13 exons. Gene Ontology annotation, biological process: protein ubiquitination; ubiquitin-dependent protein catabolic process. The record is from RefSeq and is a predicted model, not a curated record. Gene Ontology annotation, cellular component: nucleus. Gene Ontology annotation, molecular function: ubiquitin protein ligase activity; zinc ion binding. NCBI's taxonomy places the organism in Eukaryota, Viridiplantae, Streptophyta, Magnoliopsida, Fagales, Betulaceae. The coding region runs from base 844 to 1782 and encodes 312 amino acids.